AUGCACCUCGGUUGCUGCAAAACGGGCACUGACGGCUCAACGUCUGCCGUAUGGCUAAAUCAAUCAACUAAACUAGGCACCCCGAAACCCAAACCUAACCCAACCAAACCCACUCGUGUGUUACCAACUAUUAAAAACACCGGCUUCGGCUUGACAAACCUUCCAGACGUCUCCGUGACAUGCUCCGCGUCCAACUUGCUCGUCCGGGUCAAGCCUUCUUUCUACGGCUUCAGCGCGGAUGAGUCGGAGCUCCAACUGGGCCCAAGCUGCAGAAGCAACGGUAUCCUGAGACCCUAUGGAGAUCUGCUCUUCAACUAUCCCCUGACGGCGUGUGGCUCCCGGCAAGAGUUGCAGCGCGAUUUUAUUGUCUACAAAUUCACUCUCCAUUAUGAACCUUCAACCGAGAGGUUUCCAAGCGGAGCGUCUCGGAUUGACGUCGUCAUUCAAUGUCGUUAUCAAAGGUAUGGGCAUGUGUACCAAUUGGCAGUCAAGCCCACCUGGACCAGUGCAGUUGUGCGUAAAACUCUAAGAGCCAAUCCAAAUGAGUUUCAAAUCAAUUUUAUGGAUGAUUUAUGGAGCACCCCGAUCAAAAAUCAAGUGUUCCAGCUAGGUCAGAAGGUUAACGUCCAAGUCUCUGCUCCACAUCUGCCCACUGGAAGGAAACUGUACAUCAGCAGCUGCCACGCUUCACCAGACAGCGAGUCUUCAUCAUCCCAUAAGUACACAAUCAUUGGGAAUUUGGGUUGCAUGCUGGACAGUAAGCGAGACCCCGGAGGGGCUUCUCAGUUCAUCUCCCGUGUUCACGGAACCCUGAGAUUCUCAUUCAAAGCCUUCCAGUUCAUUUUUGACCCUGAGAGUGAGAUCAGCCUUCACUGUCAACUAUUUGCUACAUCAAAAGAGCCAGGUCCAGCGCAGAAAUCAUGCACAUACAAAGAAGAUAGGUGGAAGGCCCUUUUGGGAGAUGACUCUAUUUGCAAAUGCUGUGAUUCUCAGUGUGUGAGCUCCAAGUCAAAGAGAACAAGAAUGGAAGGUUCCGUCAGAAGUGGCUUGAUGGUUUCGGAUCAGCCGCUUGUUGCAGAGGAAGGCUUCCUGCGUGUCAGAAGACUGAACAAUCCUGUACGUGAUGUGCUCAGGGAUGACAUCACAUGGCAAAAUGAAGACAUACUCGAGAUUGAUGGCAAAGAAGAAACAGAGAGUAAACAGGAUUAUGGAAGAGAAAGUGUGAUUGUAGGAGAAAAGAUGAGACAUGACACGAUUGCCCUUCCGAGUCAAAAGCCUGAAGAGAGAACUUCGAGAGAAUUCACAGAGGAUGGAUCUGGAGAUACAUUGGAAGGAAGAGAUGCCGAACUGGUAUUCCAAGAAGAUAAAAUAAAAGCGGUGAAACACAUUUUAGCAUCACGAGUCACUCUGCAAAGUGAUGCACCACAACUUGAUUCCAAAGUUGAAGAAAACUGGAAUCGCUCGAAUGGGACUGAAGAGACAACAAGAACGAAGUCCUCUGUCGUCCACGAUGAGCUGGUAAAUGAUGAAGAGCCGACUUGGUAUUUUACAUGGACAUAAUUUGAAUUUCAUCAAUCAUUCCACUCUGCCAUCUCAAUAAAUUUGACAAAUACAACAGCA
This is a messenger RNA of Syngnathus acus (greater pipefish), 1620 nucleotides long. It is a transcript of the gene zpcx, whose product is annotated as zona pellucida protein C. The record is from RefSeq and is a predicted model, not a curated record. Gene Ontology annotation, cellular component: extracellular matrix. NCBI's taxonomy places the organism in Eukaryota, Metazoa, Chordata, Actinopteri, Syngnathiformes, Syngnathidae. Gene Ontology annotation, biological process: binding of sperm to zona pellucida; egg coat formation; positive regulation of acrosome reaction. The transcript is spliced from 9 exons. The coding region runs from base 1 to 1560 and encodes 519 amino acids. Gene Ontology annotation, molecular function: acrosin binding.